AGUGUUCUGAUCAAACAUACAUCUCUUCACUUCGCAACUAAAUAGUAAUAUUGCAAAUCUCAAUCAGUGUUUUUAUCUUGCUUUCAUUAAAAUAAAGUGUAAUAAUAGAAUAGCAUUGUCAAGUUUAUCACAUAAAACUACAAUAUAAUCAUCAUGUACAAGUACUGUAUGCUGUUAUCCAUGGCCAUUGUUCUUACUCAAUGCCAACGACCACCAUAUGCUGGUUCCAGUAAUCGUAUUCCAGCUGUUCUACCUCAGUAUCUACCGCCAAGCCAGAGUACAGUAGCUUCUGCUUCAUCAAUUGAUAACAGAAUCAAUGGUGACGAUAUGAUUUCUUCUAUUUCACCACAGUCAUCCAAUAUUCCUGCUGAUGCUCAGAGAGAUAUUCAGUACAUCAACACCAUCAAGAAUUGGCCAAGAGAAAAACAACCCUUUGAUUAUCUUAAUCGGCAACACAUUGAGCAACAUCGUGGUGGAUCUGGUUUUAGAAGUAACAGACCGGCAAUAAUGAGCAGUCAACAACCAUUCUUAAUUAAUUAUUUUUAAUUGUCAAUUAAAUGCGUUAAAUGAUUUUACUGAUUCUAUUCAAGUACUUCUUGGGAACUAGUCAGUCUAUAUAUUAUGUACUUAUUAUUUUUUAAAUCACUUUACUCUUUGAUUUUUGAAAUCGAAAAAUAGAUGAUAUACAACUUUACUUAAUUGAUAAAUGAUUAACAAUAAUUAAUUCAGAAAAAUCUUGAGCAUAAUUUAUACUUAUUUUGAAUGCAAUAUUGUUACAAAUUAUUUUGGAGUAAAAUAUUAAUAUCUCUAACUGCCAUAAUGUUAUGGAUAAUGAGAAAAUGGAAGUAUUAAUAUUAAAAGUUAAAAAUAUUUUAGAAAA
Molecule: messenger RNA, 880 nt
Organism: Chelonus insularis
Lineage: Eukaryota; Metazoa; Arthropoda; Insecta; Hymenoptera; Braconidae
Exons: 2
Coding region: 154-546 (130 amino acids)
Source: RefSeq, a predicted model, not a curated record